AUGGCAAUGCAGAUGGCACAAUACCAAGCAAGGAUGGAGAUUGAGGAUGCAGAAUUGUUCAAUGCUGAAGUUGAACUAUUCAACUCGUUUAUGCAAUCUGAGCACAAUGGCGAAUCUAGCCAUCGUGGUUCUGUCACGGGGUGUUCAUAUGUGCAGCGUGAUAGAGAAGAGUGUCAUGAUCGAAUGAUGAAAGAUUAUUUCAUCGAGCGUCCGAGAUUUCCUGCUCAUGAUUUUCGGAGGCGGUUUCGGAUGAGGAGAGAGCUUUUUGAAAGCAUCUUGAAUGCAGUUGUCAAUCAUGACCACUACUUUGAACGGAGGGUAGAUGCCACAGGCCGACAAGGUCUAUCACCUCAUCAGAAGCUCACAUCUGCUUUUCGCAUGCUAGCUAAUGGAUGCUCUGCAGACUCAACUGACGAGUAUUGCCGCCUUGCAGAAAGUACUGCUAUUGAGAACCUGAAGCGUUUCUAUAAGGCAAUUGAAGGCAUAUAUGGAGCCACAUACCUCCGCAACCCAAAUCGUGCAGACUUGAAGAGGCUUCUACGCAAGGGCCGUCAUGACAAGCCAACCAUCGUGCUCGAGGCUGUGGCGUCUUACGACACAUGGAUUUGGCAUGCUGUCUUCGGCGAUCUUGGAUCAAACAACGAUAUCAACGUUCUUUGGUCUUCUCCUUUAUUCGAUAAUGUUGUCAAUGGAUGGGCACCAGAAUUUCGGUACAAGUGCAAAGAAGAAAUUAUAUUCGCAGAGGCAAGAGUCUUACAGGAAGGAUGUGGAGAUAGCGUUUGGGAUUCAACAAGCUCGAUGGGCCAUUGUUAG
Molecule: messenger RNA, 813 nt
Organism: Pyrus x bretschneideri (Chinese white pear)
Lineage: Eukaryota; Viridiplantae; Streptophyta; Magnoliopsida; Rosales; Rosaceae
Exons: 3
Coding region: 1-813 (270 amino acids)
Source: RefSeq, a predicted model, not a curated record